GCAGGUUGGAGCUGGAUGAGCGCUGUGCUCCUUUGCAACCCAGGCCGUGCUGUCAUCCUUGCCCUCGGUCUCCCAGCAGCUUCCAGCCGGGCAUCCAGCAGUGCUGCUUCCCUUUGCUUGCAGGAUGCUGAUGACGUGUGCGUGGUUGUGGUUUCCAACCUGCCUGAGAAAGGAUAUUCAGUGGAGGAAGUUUCCAACCUGGCCAAGCCGUUCGGAGGCCUGAGAGAUGUGUUAAUUGUGUCGUCUCAUAAGAAGGCGUAUCUGGAACUCAGCAGAAGGUCUGCAGAAUCCAUGGUGAAGUUCUACAGCUGCUUUCCCAUGACGCUGGAUGGGAACCAGCUGUGCAUCGCUAUGGCGCCGCAGCACAGCAGUGUGAAAGAUGAAGAAGCGAUAUUCACUGCUAUCAUCAAAGACUCCGACCCUAAGGUGAGCUGCUGCCAGUCCAGCUGUAAAGGUGCACUCAUAGGAUCAUAGGAUCAUAGAAGCACGAGGUUGGAAGCGACCCAUAAAUCAUGCAGUCCAACCCCCGUCCCAUUGCUAUCAGCACCACCAGCAC
Molecule: messenger RNA, 556 nt
Organism: Lagopus leucura (white-tailed ptarmigan)
Lineage: Eukaryota; Metazoa; Chordata; Aves; Galliformes; Phasianidae
Product: zinc finger protein 638-like
Exons: 3
Coding region: 16-474 (152 amino acids)
Biological process (GO): regulation of RNA splicing
Cellular component (GO): nucleus
Molecular function (GO): mRNA binding
Source: RefSeq, a predicted model, not a curated record